UUUGACACAGUUCAUAUGGUAUCCGAGUGUAUUGCGAUCGCUGCUUUUUUCCCAAUUAUUUAGGAAGCGUUUAUCGGUAGUUGUUCAUAGACUCUUUAUAGAUCAACUUUCUCUCUCAAGAAAAAACCCAAUUGUAUGGCAUUUUAAACUAAUUUUGAAUAAGUUAAAUAAAAAGUCGCGAUGUUUUCGGUGAAAUUGUGCCGAAACCGGUCUUGCCGGGAGUUAAUCAAAGACAUUAGACGGGGUAUUACGAAAACUUCGACGGAUAGUAAUAGCGACGCGAUCUCGCGGGCACAGGACCAUAACCAAAUGAAUAAUUUUAAUUUGGAGGGGCCGAGUAGUCAAUACCACACGAAUGUUAACAACAAAAGGUGGCAUAAACAAAUGCAAUUUAAUAAUUUAAGGGCCCUUUCAACAAUCCAACAAACGAUCCCAAAACCGUCACACUCCAGCACCUUGGUGUCCAAGGAACAAUCCAGGGACUUUAUGGCUCUAUUUCCAGACUUGGUGAGAGAACUCACCGAACUGGGAAGGAAUCCAGAGUUGCCCGAUGUGAUGCGCAGAGUUGCUAGGGUACUGCAAUAUAAUGUUCCAAACGGGAAGAAAAAUAGAGGGUUAAUACUAAUUAGUGCGUACAAGAUGUUGGAAGAUCCCAAGAAUUUAACACCGGAGAAUAUUAAGCUUGCUAGCGUUUUGGGAUGGUGUUUGGAAAUGAUUCAUUCCUGUUUCCUUGUUCUGGACGAUAUAAUGGACAAUUCGGAGACCCGUAGGGGGUCAUUGUGCUGGUACCGCCAAAACGGCAUUGGGUUAUCGGCAAUAAACGACGGACUCAUACUCGAAAACGCUGUUUACACUCUACUUAAAAUGCACCUUAAGGACCAUCCAGCGUACGUCCCAGUAAUAGAACUCUUCCAUGAAACUGUUUCCAAGACCACCUUGGGUCAAUGCUUAGACUCUAUGUGUCUAGAUUCCGAUGGAAAACCCAAGUUAGAAAUGUUUUCCAUGAGCAGAUACACCUCGAUCGUAAAAUACAAGACUGCUUACUAUAGUUUCCAUAUGCCGGUGGCUGUGGCGAUGUACUUGGCUGGAAUGAACGAUCCAGAGCAGCACAGGCAAGCGAAGACCAUUUUGCUGGAAAUGGGCGAAUUUUUCCAGAUUCAGGACGACUUCCUGGAUUGUUUCGGUGAUCCAGCUGUAACUGGCAAAAAAGGCACCGAUAUCCAAGAGGGCAAAUGCUCCUGGUUGGCCGUGGUAGCUCUCCAAAGAGCUUCGGCCGCCCAAAGGAAGAUCAUGGAGGAACACUAUGGAGUGGAUGAUCCCAAUUCGGUGGCGAUCAUUAAGAAACUUUAUGAAGAUUUGAGCUUACCCAACACAUACGCCAUUUAUGAGGAGGAAUCUUACAAUAUCAUCAAGACUCACAUUCAGCAAAUUUCUAAAGGGCUGCGUCACGACCUGUUCUUUAGUAUUAUGGAGAAGUUGUACAAACGGGAGUGUUAAUUGCUUUUGUAAAAAGCGGUUUUCAGGAUUUUUUAGAGAAAUCUUGAAUUAUUAUUUUGUUCUGUUUUUUUGAACGCAUGUUGUUUAUUGAGAGCAUUUUUAUAUCCAUGUAACAUGAGGUCGUUUAAUAGAAAUACAUUCUUUUUUAUUAUAACUUAUAUAGGGACACAACUGAUAUCGAAUAAGUUUAACAUUUUCUGUCAUUUAUAUUAACAAACUAGGGGAAAUUGAUGUUUUUUUAUACAAUUUAUUUAUCUGCAACCUAGUCCAUGGUUAUAUUAUGUAUUACACAUUUUCUGUUAUUUUACUAGAGAUAUUUCUACUGGAAAAAAAAAAUGUUUAAAUAUU
Molecule: messenger RNA, 1845 nt
Organism: Anthonomus grandis grandis
Lineage: Eukaryota; Metazoa; Arthropoda; Insecta; Coleoptera; Curculionidae
Gene: Fpps
Product: farnesyl pyrophosphate synthase
Exons: 8
Coding region: 181-1497 (438 amino acids)
Biological process (GO): trans, trans-farnesyl diphosphate biosynthetic process
Cellular component (GO): cytoplasm
Molecular function (GO): dimethylallyltranstransferase activity; (2E,6E)-farnesyl diphosphate synthase activity
Source: RefSeq, a predicted model, not a curated record